AUGGAGCUGCUGGCGUGGCUCUGCGGGCUGUGGGCGCUGCUCCUCUGCGCUGCCAGCUGUGGGAACACCGCGCCCAUGGAAACUCAACCACCUGUGACAAAUUUGAAUGUUUCUGUUGAAAACCUCUGUAUAGUAAUAUGAACAUGGAAUCCUCCAGAGAGAGCCAGCCUGAACUGUAGUCUAUGGUAUUUUAGUCAUUUUGGCAACAAGCAGGAUAAGCAAAUUGCUCCAGAAACUCAUCGUUCAAAAGAAGUGCCCCUGAACAAGAAGAUUUGUCUGCAAGCAGGGUCUCAGUAUAGCGCCAAUGAAAGUGACAAUCCUAGCACUUUGGUGGAAAAGUGCAUCUCACCCCCUGAAGGUGAUCCUGAGUCAGCAGUGACUGAGCUACAAUGUGUUUGGCACAACCUGAGCUACAUGAAGUGUACUUGGCUCCCUGAAAGGAACACAAGUCCUGACACUAACUAUACUCUCUACUACUGGCACAGCAGCUUGGGAAAAAUUCUUCAAUGUGAAAACAUCUACAGAGAAGGUCAACACAGUACUUGUUAUUUUACCCUGACUAAACUCAAGGAUUCCAGUUUUGACCAAUACAGUGUUCAAGUCAUGGUCAAGGAUGAUGCAGGGAAAAUUAGACCAUCCUUCAAUAUAGUGCCUUUAACUUCUCAUGUGUAACCUGAUCCUCCACAUAUUAAAAAUAUCUCCUUCCAAAAUGGUGUGUUAUAUGUGCUAGGAAAGAAUCCACAGAAUUUUGGUAGAACUUGCUUAUCUUAUCAAGUGGAAGUCAAUAACAGGCAAACUGAAGCACAUUUUAUUUUCUUAGAUGAAAAACUCAUGUGUGAUAAUUCAGAAAUUGAGGGGAACCUGGAGGGUACAAUUUGUUUCUGGGUUCCUGGUGUUCCUCCCGAUACUGUGAACACAGUCAGAAUGAGAGUCAAAACAAAUACGUUUUGCUAUGAGGAUAACCAACUCUGGAGUAAUUGGAGUCCAGCUAUGACUAUAGGUAAGAAGACUGAUGCCACACUCUACACAACCAUGUUACUCAUCAUUCCAAUCAUAGUUGCAGGUGCAAUCAUAGUACUCCUGCUUUAUUUAAAAAGGCUCUAGAUCAUUAUAUUCCCUCCAAUUCCUGAUCCUGGCAAGAUUUUUAAAGAAAUGUUUGGAGACCAGAAUGAUGACACCCUGCACUGGAAGUAUGACAUCUAUGAGAAGCAAACCAAAGAAGAAACUGACUCUGUAGUGCUGAUAGAAAACCUGAAGAGAACCUCUCAGUGA
Phyllostomus hastatus (greater spear-nosed bat) is the source of this 1272-nucleotide messenger RNA. Its product is annotated as interleukin-13 receptor subunit alpha-1-like. The transcript has a single exon. Gene Ontology annotation, biological process: cytokine-mediated signaling pathway. Gene Ontology annotation, cellular component: external side of plasma membrane. Gene Ontology annotation, molecular function: cytokine receptor activity; protein binding. Lineage: Eukaryota; Metazoa; Chordata; Mammalia; Chiroptera; Phyllostomidae. The record is from RefSeq and is a predicted model, not a curated record.